Molecule: messenger RNA, 756 nt
Organism: Rhinocladiella mackenziei CBS 650.93
Lineage: Eukaryota; Fungi; Ascomycota; Eurotiomycetes; Chaetothyriales; Herpotrichiellaceae
Exons: 2
Coding region: 1-756 (251 amino acids)
Source: RefSeq, a predicted model, not a curated record
AUGCUAUCGUGGCUCGAUCAACGUUCUCGCGAGAUCUUUCCCGCCAAAUCAGAUAUGCUUUUCGGUGGUCUCAAUAUUGUGAUGACGGGCGACUUUUUUCAAUUGCCCCCGACGAUCGAACUCAACGUCAUUCGCCGCCAAGAGGGACAGGAUGAAGAAGCCUCGGCGUUCAGAAAGGCGCUGGACAGUCUCCGGGACGACACGGUUUCCGUGGACGAUUGGCAACUCCUGUCGACUCGUGUUCAGUCAGUCGUGCCGUCGGAGAUUCUAGCAUUUGCGGACGCCCUCCGCACUUAUAGCACGAAGCAACAGGUGGCGGAGUUCAAUCACGAUCGCCUGCGAGAUCUUCGACGGCCUGUUUUCGUCGUCCAUGCGUCUCAUGAAGGGAUCCAGGCGUCGAAUGCGACGACCGAAGAAGCCGGCAACCUGCAGACGGCGAUUCCACUGUCAAUGGACUGUCGAAUUAUGUUGACCGAGAAUAUCUGGACCGAACGCGGCCUGGUGAACGGCUCUCUCGGGACGGUGGAGGAUAUCAUUUGGAAGGCGGAUGCGAAUUGGCGGAAGGACCCUCCAUUCGCGAUUCUCGUCCACUUUGACGGCUACGAGAGGCCUUCUCUAGGUGACGCAGGUGGCCAUUCUUUGGUGCCGAUCAUUCGCUCGAGGCGAGAUUUCUACUACGGUGCCGUCAGCUGUUCUCGGACACAGUUCCCCAUCACCAAUGCCUAUGCGAUCACGGUCAUAGGGCGCAAGGAAUGA